AUGACGGACCUCAACAUUUUAAACCGCAGACGAAGAGGUCUCAAAGGACAAGUCACGCGGUUGCUAUCAUUUAUAGGAAGUGAUAUCGACGCAAUGGACUCGACGGAAAUCGAGUGCAAACUUGAACAUGUGCAAGCUCUAGAAACCAAAUUCGAGCAGCUGAAAUUGGAUUACUAUUCAGUGCUGAAGGAUGAGGAAUUGGACGAAAAUGAAAAGAUUUUCAUUGAUCUCGAAGAAGAAUUAGAAAAAAUAGAAGUCGCCCUCAAGCGCAAGUUCAAGCAGCUGAACAACAAUAUUUCCCGCUCCUUUAAUGAUGCACCACCUAACUCAACAAUCAGUAUCCGGCUUCCCGAAAUAUCACUUCCAAAAUUUAACGGUAAAUAUGAAGAAUGGUUCCUCUUCAAAGAACAAUUUAACUCCAUCAUCAAUAGCAACUCUUCCCUCUCAGAUUCACAAAAACUGUAUUACCUGAAAUCAUCACUUAUCGGCCGCGCCAAAGAAAUAGAAACAAUAGAUGAUACCUACCAGUCCCUGUGGAAGGCCUUGACUGAGAGGUUCGAAAACAAGAGACUAAUUGUGAACAGUCAUAUACAAGAGCUGUUAAACAUCCAGAAAAUUACUCAUGAGUCUGCAGAUGAGCUGAGAAAUCUUGUGGACAAGAUUCAUAAGCAUCUGCGUGCACUCCGGCAAAUGGAUCUGCAAUUGAAGUGCAUGAAAAAAAUGCUUUUAAGACAAGAAUUGGAUCGCAAACAAGGAGAGCUGGAAGUGAUAGGAGCACAAUGGAAGAAAGAAGAUAUCUUAGAUGCCAAAAUUAAAAAGUUCCUUGCACAUCCUGUAUCUUGGCGGCCUUCCAAAGAUGGUCAGAGGCUAAUAGGACACAUGAUCUUGAAAAAACCUUUCAAGGAAGGUAUGGAAGCUUCUUCAGGUGCUGCCAUGCUAGGUCUUAAAGUAACGGGAGGAAAAGUUCAAGAAAACGGCCAAACAGUAGCCGUAGUGGACAAAGUGGUUAGAGGUAGCAUUGCAGAUACUGUUGGCCAAAUAAAAACAGGUGAUGAAAUCUUAGAAUGGAAUGGCAGGUUACUACAAAACAAAUCCUACGAAGAAGUUUACGAUAUUGUUGCUGAAUCAAGGCAAGAUACGCAAGUUGAACUUAUCGUAACACGACUAUUAAGAAACGACCGGGACCAGCCAUUAAGGCGGCAUACACACAUAGGAACACCUUCAACAAUGCCAGAUAGAGAAUGGCGUCUUUCUUUGGAUACGAGAAAGCAGAUGAGCCUUCAAGAAGAUAGAAGGCCUAGUGUCUUGGUAACGUCUCCAAAUUCUCCAGAUAAGGUACUACUAAGGCCUCACCAUGCUUCCGUUGGAGGAAGGAUUCAGGUAAGAAAACUAGAGGUGAAGCUAUGGUACGACGCCCGAUCUCUGCAGCUAGUAGUAAACAUAAUAAAAGCAGUCGGUUUACCUCCUGGGCCCAAUAACCAAAGGAGAAAUCCAUAUGUAAAAAUAUUUUUACUGCCAGACCGUAGUGAGAAGAGCAAACGACGCACCAAAACCAUUGCAAAUACUAAUGAGCCCAAAUGGAACCAAACAUUUGUAUAUUCACCGCUUCGAAGAUCGGACUUACAAACUCGAACGCUGGAAAUCAUAUGCUGGGAUUACGACAGAUAUGAUUCCAACGACUUUCUCGGAGAGGUUUUAAUUGAUUUAUCAACUGCACGGAUGGAUAACGAAAGUGAAUGGUACAUUAUGACCACCCGAGAAGAAAGUUUGGCAGCACAAUUGCAACGAAACAGCAUGUUUUUGGAUGCCGAACUGUCCGGAUCUGUCACGUCAGUAGAUCGUCUUUCUCCGCCUUCUUCUAUAUCAGUAUCUCGAUUAUCAGAUAGUGACAUUUCUGAGCUUGAUUUUGAUGAAGGACUUCCUAUUACAAGAAGAGAAAGUCGAAUUCCUACUGGUGAUGGUAGCAGCAGUAUUAGUUCAGUGAGAAGUAGUCCAACAUUAGUAGGGGAAGACAUAAUAACUGUCACAGAAAGACGCUCUAGACGGGACAUGUGGCCUGAUGAUAGAAGAAGAUCUAGUACUGUCCAUCCAAGAGAUUUAUAUUCAUAUGAAGGACCUGAAAGAAAGGAGCCUAUGUCCGGAGUUGAGUUUCCUCCCAGAAUGUCAAGUAGAGUGAGGUCGCGAUCUGUGGUGCCUGACGACGGGUCUGUGACACGAUCAAGAUCAUCCACAAGAAGAUUGACAGAGGGUGGACUUUCUCGGUCGUCGUCACCUCCUGAUCAUAGCAGUGGACUGGUUGGUCGACAUCCAUCGGGAACACCUUCACCCAAGAAAAGGCAACUUCCUCAGAUUCCUCCAAAACGAGCUACGAGGGAUCAAAUGACCCUUGAACUAGAAGAAAGAGCCAGACAGAUGAAACUAAAAAUGCAGAGGAAGCCUGAUGGUAUAUCCACUAUGAUCGUGUCAGACAGCGAAGUAUCACCCCGCCAUAUGGACAAGCAGUUCAACGUUCAUCCCCAUCCACCCCCUCGAAGCACCCGUCUACCGCCCCACCCUCCUACGGCCUCUUCAAGCACCCGAAUACGAGGCUCAAGCACAUCCGCCACAGGGGCCGAAGGACACGAGAAGGAUGUAAAUGUCACCACUGCCCUUGAGAGCGAUGGAUCCGAAACCAGCUCAGUCUCAAAAUACAGCGUCACUAGUGCCUUUUCUUCUCAGUCUGAGCAUCCCAGGGGCAGUAGAACGUUGAAGGAAUUCACGUCUCCAACGCCUGGCUACGGUCCUGUCCACCCACCCAGACCAUCCCGUGGAACCUUGAAUCGAAGCAACAGCGAUGGCGCAGCGAAUGGCAAAACUAAUAACGGAAGUCUUUCUGAUACAGCUAUAGGAGCGACAGUUGAUCAAGGUGCCAAACAAGGACAGCAAGGGACCACUUCUGGAGGUAAAAUUACGCAGUUCGGAGGAUUGUCCGCCAAAAGAAGCAACAGCACGUCCCAACUCAGUGUUUCGGGUCAUAAAAAGAGAAUGGGAUUCCGAAAGAAAAAAUCAUCAACCAUUAACGUCCAUCGUAGUGAAGAAGUUGCCCCGCUGGAAUGCCGUCAUUUAGUAAAACAAGCCAGCAGUGUGUCGUCAGACGGCGAGGGAAGUCUCAGUGGUGACAGCUCAGUGUGGUUACCAUCAAUCAGACUAGUUCCAGAAGGAGAAUUUUCCAACUUCGUAGAAGGACUUGGUUUGGGACAACUAGUUGGAAGGCAAGUACUAGCCUCUCCGAGCUUGGGUGAUAUUCAACUAAGUCUUUCAGAUCGAAAAGGAAAUUUAGAAGUAGAAGUGAUAAGAGCGAGAUGCUUACAGCCUAAACCAGGAGCAAAAGUACUGCCAGCGCCUUAUGUUAAAGUAUACCUCGUAAAGGGGAGAAAGUGCAUUGCAAAACAAAAAACUGCAAGUGCCAGAAAGACACUGGAUCCUCUGUACCAACAACAGCUAACAUUUCAUGAAGAUUACCGAGGAUGUGUACUACAGGUUACUGUGUGGGGCGAUUAUGGACGGAUGGAAAAGAAAGUAUUCAUGGGAGUAGCUCAAAUAAUGUUAGAUGAAUUGGACCUUUCAAAUUUUGUGAUCAGUUGGUAUAAACUAUUUCACCAUUCCUCAUUGGUCAACCUUCCAGCUAGCGUGCCACAAAGUUCUAUCGUAUCCGUGGAUAGCUUUGGCUGACUAAAGCAUUCCUUAGCCUUUUCUAGAGAAAAUCUGAUGUUUCAAAGUGCCACAUGUGCUGCUGGGUGAAUGGAAACUCGGCAGUCUCUACAACUCCAAGAAAUCUCUGCACAGAUGCCCGUACCGUCAUUUCCAAUGGGAAGAGUGCCUGAUGUUAUGUCAAAUAUAAAUAUUCCUCGUCAUGACUUACUUUACUCUUUCUUCAAAAACAAAUGUUCAUAUUUUAUACCCACAGCGCAAACUUCUUAUUGUGCACGUUUACUGUGUAUCACUCACUCAGGACGUCGCUGAUACAUAGGGGUCCAGUAAAAGAAUCAAAAGACCCAUUUCAAAAACUCAUCAAAUAAUGCCAAAGCUCUAAUAUCUGAAAAUUAUUUGCCAAAAGAACAAAGUUGUGUCGCUAUCUUCGAAAUAGAAAGGAGAUGAUCUUGUUCAUUACUUGAACACAGCGCAUUAGGUAAAGUUGCCAAGAUUUCAGGCCAUUAUUUCUAAACAGCAGGUUUGCGACUUAGUAUUAUAAUCUAGGUAUGGAAGAGAACAUUUUUCCUCUAUUUUUUCUUUUUUCAAGUUUUUAUACACUUCCUUGUGUCAAAGAAUUCCGUACUAGUUUGGAAAGAAAGUAGAGAAAAUGAUACACAACAAGUAGCCAGUCAAAAACAUAACAGCUUUUAAAUUUUCAAAAGUAUGAAAAGAAGCAUUUUUUCUAAUAUUUAAAUUUUUACUGAAUGAGCAGUGAGAUCUACUGACAAGGCAACAUUAAUAAAUAUUUAAAGCUAGAUUUUUAAUUAGUUAAAAAUGGCACAUUCUUCAUUUCGUCAGAAUCAUUGAACUCACAUUAUGUUAAACUCUAUGUAUAUAAUAUAUAUAUAUACUAUAUGUAUAUCAAAUUACUUUUGUAACUUUUGAAUAAUGUUACAAAAAAAGAGUCAAAGAUUUUAAUGCUAUAUCUAAAAGAUAAGUUUCACUUAUGUUAAAUUCAAUUACUUAGUGUGAGAGGUACUUCAAAGAGAGAUUAUGCUUACAUAUUUUCUUUAAAAAGAAAAAUUUCGUUUAUCCUCUCAUACUAAGUGGAUCUUUUAUAUAUACAUAAUUUUUAAUAUCAUUGUUGUGUUUUAAAGAUUUACAUUUUGUAAGACUGAUUCAAGUGCUACAGUUGGCCUUGAAUACGUUUGUAUUGAUACACGGAUUUAGAGAGAAUGCUCCGGGAAGCCAAAAAGAAUCCCUUCAAACCUGACAUCUAUCUGUGAAUAUAUCUGUCUAAGCUCAUGGUGGCUACCGUAUCAUAUCAUGUUACAUUUUUUUCAUUGCAGAUUAUAUAUAAUGCGACUGCAGUUGCAACAUCUGUUGUUACAGCUUUUUUGGCUGUUCUCUUCAACAAGAAGUUUGUUAUACGCUUAUAUUUUAAAAAGUAUGUUAUUGAUAUGUUUUGAUGAUUACAAUAAUUCUAUUAUAACCAUCAUAUCAAUAAUGCAUGCUACUACAUCGAUUAUUACAACUAUUCUAUUAAACUAAAUUAAAUUUUCGU
Uloborus diversus is the source of this 5236-nucleotide messenger RNA. RefSeq names its product regulating synaptic membrane exocytosis protein 1-like. The record is from RefSeq and is a predicted model, not a curated record. Gene Ontology annotation, biological process: regulation of membrane potential; calcium ion-regulated exocytosis of neurotransmitter; positive regulation of synaptic transmission. Gene Ontology annotation, molecular function: transmembrane transporter binding; small GTPase binding. The transcript has 20 exons. NCBI's taxonomy places the organism in Eukaryota, Metazoa, Arthropoda, Arachnida, Araneae, Uloboridae. Gene Ontology annotation, cellular component: cytoskeleton of presynaptic active zone; presynaptic membrane. Bases 1 to 3711 code for a protein of 1236 amino acids.